AUGAAGAGGUUCCGCCCGUACUCUGAAGAGAGCCACUACUACCUCCGCCUGCCAGGAGAGCUGCUGAUGGGGUGGCUUCAGACUGUCUCUCUUCCUAUUAUGGUGACGAGUGUCAUUUUAGGAAUACUGAACCUGAGAGCGCCCAUGAAGAUCGCUCUGCGUGCGGCCUUCAUCUUUGUCCUCACGACAGUUGUCGCUGUGCUGAUAGGGUUGAUGCUGGUCCUGGUGAUCAAGCCUGGGGCGGCUUACACCGAGGACGAAGACGAUCAGCAGGUGGAGGUAGAGUUCGCCUUCAUGGACUCCUUGAUUGAUCUCGUGAGGAACGUGCUCCCAAGUAACGUGAUGCGCCUGAAGACGAAUGACACUGUUGUGCAACUGGAGGGUCACUAUGUGGACGGCACCAACACGCUGGGCCUGAUCGUGUCCGCCCUUUUGACUGGAGUGGCCCUGAAGAGCAUGGGGGAAAGUGGCCAGGUCAUCGUGGACCACAUGAAGACCAUCAACGCGCUGUGCAAAGAAGUGGUCAAAUUGAUCAUGUGGUUCUGGCCAUUUGGAUUGAUCUCCAUAAUUGCCAGCAAUAUCUUUGCGGUUUACGACCUGGAAACCAUGCAUAGACUCAGAGAGUUUGUGUUGGUGGUUAUUGUCGGACUCCUCAUCCACGGGUGCGUCGCUCUCCCGGCCUUGUACUGCCUACUGGUGAGACGGAACCUGUGGUGUUGCAUCAAGGGCAUUCUCCCUGCCUUAUUGACUGCUCUGAUGAUCUCCUCCAGCGUGUUGGCGGGCAUCUCCAGCCUCAGCGCAGCAGGGGUCCCGGCGACGGGAGCCGUGACCACCCUCUUCGUUCUGGAGGUGGCGGGCUUACCCACGGAGAACGCCUCCAUCUUGUUCGCCGUGGAAUGGAUCCUAGACCGCCUCAACACGGUCGUUAAUGUCUGGUCGGACUGCAUCUGCGUGGAAAUUGUCAACGCCCUGUCCCAAAGGGAACUGGAGGAAAUAGAGCAAGAAGAGCAGGUGGCGAGAGCACACGCCGAGUGA
Pseudoliparis swirei is the source of this 1035-nucleotide messenger RNA. RefSeq names its product excitatory amino acid transporter 3-like. Gene Ontology annotation, cellular component: plasma membrane. Bases 1 to 1035 code for a protein of 344 amino acids. Lineage: Eukaryota; Metazoa; Chordata; Actinopteri; Perciformes; Liparidae. Gene Ontology annotation, molecular function: L-glutamate transmembrane transporter activity; neutral L-amino acid transmembrane transporter activity; glutamate:sodium symporter activity. The transcript has 11 exons. Gene Ontology annotation, biological process: L-glutamate transmembrane transport. The record is from RefSeq and is a predicted model, not a curated record.